Messenger RNA from Rotaria socialis, 981 nucleotides. The record is from the annotation of a GenBank genome assembly. Lineage: Eukaryota; Metazoa; Rotifera; Eurotatoria; Philodinida; Philodinidae.
AUGCCUGUUGUCUUCGGUCAAAUUGUUGUUGGUCCACCAGGAAGUGGAAAAACAACAUAUUGCGCAGCUAUACAAGAUUACUAUAACAAAUGUAUUGCCGAUGGCAGUAGUCGUCAUGUUUAUAUUGUUAAUUUAGAUGCAGCUAAUAUUGAGAUGCCCUAUGAAUGUGCAAUAGAUCUCGUUGAUUUGAUAACAGUUGAUGAUGUUUGCGAUAAUCUCAAUUUAGGCCCAAAUGGUGCAUUGAUGUACUGUAUUGAAUACAUUGAAAAUAAUAUUGAUUGGCUAUUAAAACGUCUUCGAUCUUUAGUUGAUAAACAUUCAUCGUCAUUACCUCCGCCGUAUAUUCUUUUCGAUUGUCCGGGACAAAUCGAACUUUAUACACAUCAUGGUUCAAUUCAUCACAUCAUUGAAAAAUUAGUAAAAGGUGUCGAUUUAAGACUGUGUUGUGUUACUUUAAUUGAUUCUUAUUAUUGUUCGAAUUCAUCAAAUUUCAUAAGUGCUCUAUUAACAUCGUUAUCAAUGAUGUUACAUUUAGAAUUGCCACAUGUUAAUAUACUAUCGAAAAUUGACCUUAUCGAACGAUAUGGUUCAUUAGAAUACAAUAUUGAUUUUUAUACGGAAGUCUUGGAUUUAUCGUAUUUAAUGAAAAAUAAAAAUUUUAACAAAGAUAAAUUUCAACCGAAGCUUGCAAAAAAAUUUCGCAAUUUCAAUAAAGCAUUAUGUGAAGUUAUUCAAGAUUAUAGUCUCGUUUCAUAUAUACCAUUAAAUGUUCAAGACCGUUUAAGUAUUGAAAAAGUUAAUAACACAAUUGACAAAGCAAAUGGAUUUAUUUUUGGACAUUUAAAAAAUGAUGAUUUAUCACAACGAACAAAUUUAAUGUCGAAUGCCUUCGGUGUUGAACAAUUCGAAUAUGCUAAAACCGCAAAAAUUAGAGAAAAUUAUACAUUCGCUGAUGACGAAGAAGGAGAACUUGAAGAUUGA